Messenger RNA from Lucilia sericata (common green bottle fly), 5604 nucleotides. RefSeq names its product ecdysone-induced protein 75B, isoforms C/D (gene Eip75B). Gene Ontology annotation, biological process: positive regulation of transcription by RNA polymerase II; cell differentiation; hormone-mediated signaling pathway. Lineage: Eukaryota; Metazoa; Arthropoda; Insecta; Diptera; Calliphoridae. The record is from RefSeq and is a predicted model, not a curated record. Gene Ontology annotation, molecular function: zinc ion binding; RNA polymerase II cis-regulatory region sequence-specific DNA binding; nuclear receptor activity. Bases 1117 to 5265 code for a protein of 1382 amino acids. The transcript is spliced from 5 exons.
GAGAUGGUUUUUGUUGUUGUUGCUGUAGAUAUUUUAAACCUAGGACAACAUAGAGAAAGUUACAGGCUGUCGGUUUUUAAAUGUACAAGACAGACAGACGGAUGGAUGGAUGGACGGACAUAAACACAUAGAGAGAAGCCGACCCACCACCACUAAUACUACAACACCAGAUAAUUAUAUGAGGGGGAGGCAUUAAAGAUUGUUUUUAGCCGAUUAUAUAGAGAAAUAUUUGCUCACACGUGUUGUGGUUAAUGUAGUUUUUUUUGCCUACAUUCUCUCGCUCUCUGUGUCUUUUGCUCUUGCUGGAGAUUUCAAGGCAUAAAAACUAAUAUUUAGCCCUGAAUUUACUUAAAAAAACUAUAACAAACAGCCCCACUAAGAUUAAAUAAUACUCAGCUCUUUCUCUCUCGCGAAUUUAACUCUAACUAUAACACUCUUUAAGGCUCUCCAAUUGACGAUCUAUGUAGGGAGUAUAAAACAUUGGCCAUGACUAAGCAAGUAGUAAUAAUACAUUACCAAAUGGGUUUCAAUGUAGACAAACAUAUUCAAGAGCACGUGAGUUCAACAGUUUGUUUUAACUGAGAACCCAGGAGAGUGUGAUUGAGAUAGAGGGCCAGACAGAGAGCGAGAAUAAUAAUCAGCCAUACUCAGGGUCUUAUUUACUCUUUGGAAUGACAACCAUACAGGGGUGUCUGUUAGUUUUUGCUGUGAGUAUAUUUGCGGACAAAUGAAAUGUGUGUGUGUAGUUUUUUUUUGACUGAACAAGAUCCAACGUAAAUGUUGAUUUUCCUUUCAUUGACAAGCGGCGCUUCGUAAUGUGCAGAUCGUUAUUUACGGUUAACGGAAUAUACGUGAAGUUUUGUUCAAUAUAAAAAGAAAAAAAAAAUUAAAAACAAAAAAGAAAACUGAAAACAGAAACAAAUUUUAUAAAAAAAAAACAAAUGAAUUUUUAAGAAAAUCAAAGAAAAAAAAUUAUAAAAUUAUUUUAUGAAAAAAAUUAAAAAAAAUCCCCUUAAGUUAAAAAAAUUUCCCCCAAAAAUGUGUUUGUGAAAAAAAAUUUAUGAAAAAAAAGAAAAAUUGAAAAAAAAAAUCGUUUUUAAAUAAGAAAGAAAAAAAAUGAAAAUGGUCAUGUCAGCUGACAGUUCGGACUGUCAUCCCUCCAGCAGUAGUGUGGUAGUGGGAGCCGAAGCUCCUUCACAAAGUGCAAAAAUUUCGGUUAUAUGUCACAUAACAAAUCAAAAUCAAGGGCCUACAAUGACCCAACAACAGCCACAACAAACAGUGUCUAAUAAUAAUAAUAAUACUAAUAUAACACAACAACAACAUUUAUCAGUGGUAGAGGCUUCGGCGGCCUCUUCCACUACUUCGGGACCACAAAUCAUAAUGGGUCGUUCCCAUUUAGAAAAUGCUUUAAAAUUACCACCCAAUACCAGUGUUUCGGCUUAUUAUCAAAAUACCAAACUUUUAACACAAAAUAACAAUCAUAUGGAGGAUCAACAACAACAACAACAUAUAACAAACUAUCAACAAACUCUCAACUCGGCGGAAUAUCAAAAUAGACAAAUAAACUUUAUAAGAAAUCCCUUAAGGGCCUCCGCAACAGCAGCAGCUACACCUGUCACAGACAUGGAUACUGUGCCCACAGGUGCUACAACUUCUUGCGGUUCUAUUACACUAAAUCCUCUAAAACUUAAUCCUUUACCACCCUCUACCUCCUCCUCCUCCUCAACUUCCCUUCUUUCCCCUCAAUCCACUACCUCUUCCUCCUCUGUUAUAUUUACCAAUAAAAACCCUCAAAAUUCCUUAAUUUUAUCCCAAGCUUUGCAGCAAACUUGCAACAACAACAACAAUAUCUAUCAUCAAACCAAUAAUAUUGUUACCACUUCGGAUAAUCUUAACUCUACCUAUGAUAAUUUCCUCAAUUAUCAUCAUACUAAUCAGAAUGCUAUAUAUCAGCAACAACAGCAACAUCAUCAUCUACAACAGCAACAUGUUGCUAAUCUAAAUCAUUCUACAAUGACUCCACAUCAUCAACAUUCUACGGGUGUUUUAGUGGUGGCCGCUGAUUCUAGACCCCAAACACCGGAUUAUAUAAAAUCUUAUCCCGUUAUGGAUACCACAGUGGCCAGUUCGGUUAAGGGAGAACCCGAACUUAAUAUUGAAUUUGAUGGCACCACUGUUUUGUGUCGUGUUUGCGGUGACAAGGCUUCUGGUUUCCAUUAUGGCGUCCAUUCUUGUGAAGGUUGCAAGGGCUUCUUCCGCCGUUCCAUACAGCAAAAAAUCCAAUAUCGUCCCUGUACAAAAAAUCAACAAUGCAGCAUUUUGCGCAUAAAUCGCAAUCGUUGUCAAUAUUGUCGCCUGAAAAAGUGUAUAGCCGUCGGCAUGAGUCGUGAUGCGGUGCGAUUUGGUCGUGUGCCGAAACGUGAAAAGGCUCGCAUAUUGGCUGCCAUGCAACAGUCAACACAGAAUCGUGGCCAACAGCGAGCCUUGUCCGGUGAAUUGGAUGAUCAACCGCGUCUAUUGUCAGCCGUAUUGAGAGCUCAUUUGGAAACCUGUGAAUUUACAAAAGAAAAGGUGGCGGCCAUGCGUCAGAGAGCGCGUGAGUGCCCCUCCUAUUCAAUGCCCACAUUAUUGGCCUGCCCUCUUAAUCCCGCCCCUGAACUACAGUCCGAACAGGAAUUCUCCCAGCGAUUUGCCCAUGUUAUACGUGGCGUCAUCGAUUUUGCUGGCAUGAUACCCGGCUUCCAGUUGCUAUCACAAGACGACAAAUUCACCCUGCUGAAGGCUGGUCUCUUUGAUGCUUUAUUCGUGCGCCUGAUCUGCAUGUUCGAUAAUUCCAUUAACAGCAUUAUCUGCCUGAAUGGUCAAGUUAUGCGUCGCGAUGCUAUACAGAAUGGUGCCAAUGCCCGUUUCCUGGUAGAUUCCACUUUCAAUUUUGCCGAACGCAUGAAUUCCAUGAAUUUAACAGAUGCCGAGAUUGGCCUAUUCUGUGCUAUUGUCUUGAUUACACCCGAUAGGCCGGGUUUGCGCAAUAUUGAGUUGAUAGAGAAAAUGUACAGCCGCUUGAAGGGUUGCCUGCAGACCAUUAUCAAUCAAAAUCGUCCCGAUCAACCGGAUUUCAUGAGCAAGUUGCUGGAAACUAUGCCCGAUUUGCGCACUUUGAGUACUUUGCACACAGAAAAAUUGGUGGUUUUCCGCACAGAACAUAAGGAGCUGUUGCGUCAACAAAUGUGGUCCAUGGAGGAUGAACAGCCCUCUUUAUCCAAGAGUCCGCAUAACUGGGAAGAUCAACGCAUGGAGGUGGGUGAAGCUAAAAGUCCUUUGGGUUCGGUUUCUAGCACAGAGUCCAAUGAUUUGGAUUAUCCAGCCGCCAGCACCACCACAAAUAAUGCCAGCUCAGCUAAUAACCAUCUCAAUCAUUUGCUACCCCAACAGACCUCUUCUUUGGCUUCAUCGGCUCCCUUGCUGGCCGCCACCUUGUCCGGUACUUGCCCUCUACGCAAUCGUGCCAAUUCCGGUUCGUCCGGUGAUUCCACCAAUGAAUUGGAUAUGGUGGUGGGCAGUCAUGCUCAUUUAACCCAAAAUGGCUUAACCAUUACCCCCAUUGUCAGAGCUCAUUCCCACCAACAGCUGCAUCAUCAUUUAACAGCAGCGGCCAAUGCUACACAUCGUUAUCGCAAGCUAGACUCACCCACCGACUCGGGCAUCGAAUCGGGCAAUGAGAAGAAUGAGUGCAGUAAAAAUGUUAGCUCGGGCGGUUCCUCUUCCUGUUCCAGUCCCCGUUCCAGUGUGGAUGAUGCUUUGGACUGUAAUGUAGAGGCCCAAACUAAUAGUGGCACACAAGUAACGGUUUCUGUUUCACCUGUCAGAUCACCACAACCUUUGAGUCAACAGCCAGCCAGUUCAACGUCCAAUAGCAACAACUCUUCUUCUAACUCUUCGCUGAACUUAAAAAGACAAAUAGUAGAUGAUAUGCCCGUCUUGAAGAGGGUAUUACAGGCUCCUCCUUUGUAUGAUACCAACUCUUUAAUGGAUGAGGCUUAUAAGCCACACAAGAAAUUCCGCGCCUUAAGGCAUAGAGAAUAUGAAUGCACGGAGGCGGAUGCCAGCAGUUCUACCCAGACUACAAUGCCGCAACUACCCGCCUCUUCAAACAGUCCCCCACACCAAAAUGCCCAAAGUCCACCACCACCAGCCAGCAGCAGUAGCAUAAACUCAACGGCAGCUGUUAAUACAGCUGCAUCUACGCAACAGCCGGUUUUACUGGUGCCACAAGCCACGCAUUCCCCGCCUAACCCCUUGUCGGCCUCACCACCAGCCAUUGCUCAACACCAAAGCCAAUUGCACAUGCAUUUGACCAGACCCACACCCACCAAUUCGAAUGCGGCUUCUACACAACAGCAGCAGACUUCUUCUUUGUCCAGCACCCACUCGGUUUUGGCGAAAUCUUUAAUGGCCGAGCCACGCAUGACUCCCGAACAAAUGAAACGCUCGGAUAUUAUACAAAACUAUAUAAUGAGAGAUUCACAGCCCUCGGCCAACUCCUCGAAUGCUUUGCUGGUGUGCUCGCCCCAUGGCCCUGGCAGCCGUAGUCCGGCUCCCUUGCAUCAUCAAAUGCAAAUGCACAAUUUGUAUAAUAAUGGCAGCAAUUCGCCCAACUCGAGCACUUCACCACACAACAAUUGCAACUCACCCUCCACCACAACUAAUGCGGGGCUUAAUAACAAUCUAGCCUCACCGCCCAGCAGCAGCCCGGCGGCAGCACGUUGGCCCGGACAUUCCGUUAUAACCACCACCACCAUUAAUCAACGCCAGCAAUCGGUGUCGCCCAGCAGUAAUGGCUCUUCUUCCUCCUCUUCCUCCACCUCUUCAACAUCUUCAUCAUCGUCGUCUUCUUCCUCCGCCUCCUCCUCGAAUUCAUCAUCAGCAGGUUGUCAGUAUUUCCAGUCGCCUCACUCCACCUCAGCCUCGGUCUCACCGCCUCGUCCCUCGCCCUCGCAAAUGAAUACACCACCACGGCUACUAGAACUCCAGGUGGAUAUUGCUGACUCUCAACAGCCUUUAAAUUUGUCCAAAAAGUCACCCACACCACCACCCAGUAAAUUGCAAGCUUUAGUGGCUGCUGCCACAGCGGCCCAACGUUAUCCCACGGUGUCAGCCGAUGUUACCGUAACAGCCACCUCCAGCAAUAAUAACAACAACACCACCACAGCAGCCGCCACCACUACAACAACACUACAGCAAAAAGUUAUGUUAGAGGCGUAAGUGUUAAAAAGCUUUAAGCUGGUUAUAAAAUAAAGCUUGUAAUUAAAGGAAAGUGCUUAAGCAGGGAGAAAGUUUUUGUUUUUCGGUGAAGAAAGCUUUUAAAACCUUUUAAAGCUGUUUACAGUAUUUUUUGUUUUAGUUGGCUUUUGUUUUAAAGGUUUUUAUUUAAGAAAAGCUUUCUUGAAAACUUUCUCUCUUAAGCAAAACAAAACUUUCUGUGUAAAGUUUCUUUAUCUAAAGAGAGAAUUUGUGUAAAAAUAAAACAAAUACAAUUUUAAAUGAUCGAGACUGAAAACCAACAAAUUACCAUUUAACAUUUAACAAACUUUAAACAAAAAA